AUGCACACCAGCACGCAGUCCAUCGGAGAGUGUGGCCGCCCUCCCAACAGAGUCCUCCGUGCACGCACGAAGAUGGCCAAGGCGGCGCUCUACAUCUACAUGAUGGCCGCGCUUGCUCUGACGAGCUGCGCAUUCGCCGGCCGCGUCCUCAACGAGCAUCCCGCGCCGCCUCCGGCAGAGGCUCCUCCGCCGGUCGAUCCACUGCCGGGGCCGACCGAGCCACCUGUCGACCCGGUGGUAGUGCCGGUGCCCGCGCCCGCGACCGCGGCGGUGAUGCCUUUGCCAUCCGCAUCCGGUGCCGCGGGCGCCGCAGGAGUAGCUCCGGCCGCGGGUGCUGGUGCAACGGCCAACGUAGGAGCCGGUGUGGCUGCAGGCGCCGGCGACAGCCCGCUGACGUUCUUCAUGCACGACAUCCUCGGGGCCUCGUCGUCGCAGCCGUCGGCGCUCAUGGUGACCGGGGUUGUGGCGAGCGCCGGCGGCCUGGCCAGCGGCAACAGCGUCGUCCCACACGACAGCCUCGUCCAGAGCAAUGGCAACGCGGCCAACGGCGGCUACAAGAACACCAUCCCCUCCGUCAACGCUGGUGGCGGCCUGCCGUCGGCCACCACACCCCGGAACCUCCUCUUCAGCAUGACCGCCGUCGUGGACGAGGAGCUCGCCGGGGGCCACGACCUCGGCGCCGCGGCCGUCGGCAGGGCGCAGGGGUUCUACGUAGCGAGCUCGCAGGACGGGAGCAGCAAGACGGUCGUGCUGACGGCCAUGUUCGGCGGCGAAGUGCACGGCGACACGCUCAGCUUCUUCGGGGUGCACCGGAUGGCGGCUUCGGAGUCCCGCAUCGCCGUCAUCGGCGGCACGGGGAAGUACGAGAACGCCAAGGGCUUCGCCGCCAUCCGCACGCUGCACCCCGGCGACCAGCACGCCACCGACGACGGCGUCGAGGGCCUCCUCCAGUUCGACAUUCACCUCUCCUGAGCUGCUGCCCUGACUAAUAGUGCAACUAUAUUCCAAGUGUUGGAGCUUCCAGGUUAUAUGGUGCUCUGCCGUCUCUCUGAACAUUUGUAAUCUUGAAUUACGACAGCUUUUGCAUUUUA
Messenger RNA from Hordeum vulgare subsp. vulgare (domesticated barley), 1091 nucleotides. RefSeq names its product dirigent protein 25-like. The record is from RefSeq and is a predicted model, not a curated record. The transcript has a single exon. NCBI's taxonomy places the organism in Eukaryota, Viridiplantae, Streptophyta, Magnoliopsida, Poales, Poaceae. Bases 1 to 972 code for a protein of 323 amino acids.